AUGCGUUUGCUCCUUUCGUCGUCAGACGAGCUCUCUCAGCCGUGCUCUUGUCUUACGAGCUCCCUCCGCCGCCGCUCUCGCGCUGCUUCUUCUCUCCUCGCCAGAGGUUUGUUAUCGUCUUCUCUCAUCGCUGUUAGUUCAGAGAGUAACAUUUACAAUGUGAUCUCUCCUGCGACAGUUAUUGGAAGAAGCAUGAGUUAUGGAAAGGACGACAUAGAAGCUCCUCGGAGCUCCGAUGACAUCGACGACGGAGGCUCCUCCUCCAGUCCCUUUGAUAUUGCCAGAACAAAAGAUGCUUCCGUUCAACGAAUUAAGCGUUGGAGGCUUGCGAUUUGUGAAUCUCUUCCAAAACAUUGUACACCAGAGGAUAGGAACAGGAACAAACAUGUAGUUCUGUCAAGAAUAACAACAGCACUCCAGGGUUCUUUCUGUACAAAUAGAAUCGGCAGAACAUGUCAAGUUAAUAAUUUUGUUGCAUUCAAUGGAGGGGGUAAACCUCCUGAUUGGCAAGAUUUUGUUGGUAUUAUCACUUUGCUUGUCAUCAAUUCAACCAUCAGUUUCAUAGAGGAGAACAAUGCUGGUAAUGCUGCUGCAGCUCUCAUGGCUCGUCUCGCUCCAAAAGCAAAGGUUGCUGAUGUGAAGAGAAAUAUAGAGAAAGAACAAGGUGCUGAAGUUUAUCCAGCUGCACAACAAAUGCUUAUUCAUCAGGGGAAAGUGCUUAAGGAUGACACAACCCUUGAAGACAAUAAAGUUGCUGAGAAUAGUUUUGUGGUGAUCAUGCUAUCCAAGAGUAAGGUAUCAUCAGGUGAAGCCUCAACUGCAUCACCUGCAUCCGCAAAACAGGCAGCUGAACCGACGAGUUCUUUGCCUCCCACUUCAUUGCCAUCCUCAACAUCUCAACCUCCUGCUUCAACUGUAGGACAGGGAGUAUCCAAUUCUGAGCAAAAUCCUGUUACAACUCCUGCCAGUGAUGUGGCCGGCAUUUAUGGCCAAGCAGCAUCAAACCUCAUUUCAGGAAGCAAUUUAGAAUCGACUAUUCAACAGAUUCUAGACAUGGGGGGAGGUAGUUGGGAUCGAGAUACUGUUAUCUGUGCUCUUCGUGCAACAUUUAACAAUCCUAAAAGAGCUGUUGAGUAUCUCUAUUCGGGCAUUCCUGAACAAGCUGAAGUACCAGCAGUUGCCAGAACCCCCGCUAUUGGGCAGGCAGCAAACCCUUCAGGUGAGGCUCAGGGUCAAGCUCAGGUUGCACCUUCUGGUGGGCCCAACACCAACCCACUCAACCUCUUUCCCCAGGGUAUUCCCGAUAUGGGUGCAAAUGAAAAUGCGGGCGACUUGGAUUUCCUGCGAAACAGUCAACAGUUCCAUGCCCUGAGAGCGAUGGUGCAAGCAAAUCCCCAGAUUUUGUAG
Messenger RNA from Arachis stenosperma, 1407 nucleotides. RefSeq names its product ubiquitin receptor RAD23d-like. The record is from RefSeq and is a predicted model, not a curated record. The transcript has 13 exons. Gene Ontology annotation, cellular component: nucleoplasm; cytosol. Bases 1 to 1407 code for a protein of 468 amino acids. NCBI's taxonomy places the organism in Eukaryota, Viridiplantae, Streptophyta, Magnoliopsida, Fabales, Fabaceae. Gene Ontology annotation, biological process: proteasome-mediated ubiquitin-dependent protein catabolic process; nucleotide-excision repair. Gene Ontology annotation, molecular function: proteasome binding; damaged DNA binding; ubiquitin binding.